Molecule: messenger RNA, 5126 nt
Organism: Dreissena polymorpha
Lineage: Eukaryota; Metazoa; Mollusca; Bivalvia; Myida; Dreissenidae
Product: ATP-dependent RNA helicase DDX19A-like
Exons: 9
Coding region: 340-1674 (444 amino acids)
Biological process (GO): poly(A)+ mRNA export from nucleus
Cellular component (GO): nucleus; cytoplasmic stress granule
Molecular function (GO): RNA binding; ATP binding; RNA helicase activity
Source: RefSeq, a predicted model, not a curated record
UCCGCGUGUUCCUGAUUUAUUUGUCCUUUAACUUAGUCAUUUUUAUGCCAGAAGCAUAAAAUAUACUGUUUGUAUAUAAACUACUUCUACAUUUCUCCAGGGAAUAAAUCUUAACUUGAAAUAUGUUGUGUUCUGAGUAUAGGUGCUAGACACAAUUUUUACAGUGAAUUAUACUUUGAAUGUCAGAAGUAGUAGGGGAUUUACAACACUUUAAAUGGAGAGAUAUUUGCUUUAUGGGCCAAGAUGUAUACAAGGUAAAAGUAGAAUGGUACUGUUAGUUGAUUCAAGCUAGUAUUUUCAAUAAUUGACCACAGUAUAUCGUAAUGAUUAGAAUGACCAAUGCUAAUCCAGCAGGAAUUUCCUCAUCCUGAUAAUAUCUGUGUUCCAGUCUCCAAAGAAGAAGAGUCACUGCUGCGAAAGUUGCUGCACUCCAAGCUGGUGUCCACGAAGGCUGACCUGGAGAUCCUUCAGAAGGAUCCCAACUCUCCACUCUACUCAGUGAAGACUUUUGAGGCUCUCCCAUUGAAGCCAGAACUACUCAAGGGUGUAUAUGACAUGGGUUUCAAUGCUCCAUCCAAAAUACAGGAGACAGCUUUGCCAAUUUUAUUAGCAGAUCCUCCCACCAACAUGAUUGCCCAGAGUCAGAGCGGUACAGGGAAAACUGCAGCCUUUGUGCUGACAAUGUUGAGCAGAGUGGAUUCUAGUCGUGAUUACACUCAGUGCCUUUGCCUAGCGCCUACCUAUGAACUGGCUUUACAGAUCGGCUCUGUUACAGAAAAGAUGGCUAAAAACAUGCCAAAUGUCAGGAUUGGUUAUGCUGUUAAAGGGGAAAAAAUUGCCCGUGGUGAGAAGUCCACAGACCACAUUCUGAUAGGGACACCAGGCACUGUGUGUGAUUGGUGCCUGAAGUUCAAGAGUAUUGACCCCAAGAAGCUGGUGGUGUUUGUACUGGAUGAGGCGGAUGUGAUGAUUGCUACACAGGGACACCAGGAUCAGAGCAUCCGAAUACAGAGGCAGCUGUCCAAGGGCUGCCAGAUGCUGCUGUUCUCAGCCACAUACGAGGAUGAUGUGAUGAAGUUUGCGCAGGCCAUGAUCCCCAACAACCCCGUGGUGAUCAAGCUGCGCCGGGAGGAGGAGAGCCUGGACAACAUCCGCCAGUUCUACGUGCAGUGUACCGACCAGGAGGCCAAGUUCCAGGCCCUCUCCAACAUCUAUGGGGCCAUGUCCAUAGGGCAGUCCAUGAUCUUCUGUGCUACUCGAAGAACAGCCCAUUGGUUGUCAGAGAAGAUGACUAAAGAUGGCCAUGCAGUUGCCUUGCUGUCUGGUGACCUUGACAUUGCCCAGCGUGCGGCCAUCAUCAACAGAUUCCGUGAUGGAAAGGAGAAGGUCCUCAUUACAACCAACGUAUCAGCCAGAGGUAUUGAUGUAGAGAUGGUGACAGUUGUGGUGAACUUUGAUAUGCCAAUCCUACAAGAGUCCCGGCAGGCUGACUGUGAGACCUACCUCCACCGUAUUGGACGCACUGGCAGGUUUGGCAAGAAAGGACUUGCAAUCAACAUGAUAGACGGCAACAAAUCACUGCAGGUCAUGAAGGCAAUAGAGAAACAUUUCAAUCGCGCUAUCCACCACCUAGAUGCUGAUGAUAUAGAAGCCUUGGAAAAGAUAAGCACCUGAGUAAAGUCAGUUUGAUCCCAUAUUGCUAUGAACGAUUGUCAUACACCUGCAUUAUGGUUACCUGUUUACUAAUAGUGCAGUUGUAAACAAAUACAUGUAUGGCAUACAAAUGGAACAGACAAUAACCAAAAUCAAUUUUAGAGAAAAAGUUCAAUAAUUGGUUUUCAUUAACUGAUAAAUAUGCCAAUAUUGCUCUGACAGGUUGUUCUUAAAUGUUCCAGAGUUCAAUUAUUGAUGAGUAUGACGCCAAUAAAAGCAACAUGUGAGAACUUCUAGCUUGAAAGACAUUACCCUUAAAUAUAUCAAUUCACGUUUGUCAUUUGUUAAGGGUUCUUUUGAUAAAGUAUAUGUUUUUUGUUUUUUUCAGAUUCAAAAGCAAUUUCAACUGAUGCAUAAUAAUGCAAGUAAUGUGUAAUUAUGUGUCAGAAAAGUUUUCUAGCUGUUGAUAACAAGUAAUGUUAUUACUUAAUUACAUGACCCACUUGAUACUUAUGUUAGAUUUUAAAUAAAUUUUUAGUUUCAAAUGUUAAACAAUCAGUUAUUGUUACUGCACUUGGCUCACUAGUAUAUGUUUGUGAGAUUUUACAUGGCUGUACAUGUGUUUUUAUGAUCAUUAUGUAAAUAUCAGUGCAAAGUUAUUACUUUCUAUUGUAAACAAUACAUCAUAAAUUGUUUAAAGAAUACUUUUGAUUUGUAUGAAGUUGGGCAUAUAGUAGUCACAAGACUCUGUGAAUGGCUCAGUGGCUCUACCCGCUCGGAUUUCAUUUAUGCCCUGACAAAUGUACAUCCUUCAAAGGAUUUAAAUAUAAAUUCUGAUAAUUACUCUCCAAGACCACAUGAUGUGUCACUCCUUGGUGAAGGAUUAGGUCUCAAAUGAAGGUCAACCUUUAAACCUUUUAGUUUCAACUGUGUUACUUAAAUAUGCAUGGAAAGAUGUUAAUAUGACUACAGAUCAUUAUUCCCCAUGCCCAAACCCGUUGGUCAAAGGUUGAGAUCACAAUUGACUGUCAAAAUUAACACAUACUUGUGUCUGCUCAGUUACUUAAAUAUGCCAGUAAGGAUUUUAGUAUGUCUUUGAAUAAUUAAUCUGCAUGACUAGGCAACAUGUCAACACCUCCAUGCUCCUCAGUGAAAAAUCAUGGUCACAAUUCUAGGUCAAUAAAUUGUAUUGUUAUCUCUUUAACUUUAAGUAGUCUUGGAGAAUUCUAUUUAGAUUUUGAUUAUUAUUUCCCUUCACCGAAAGUGUUAUCAAACAAAUCUCAUUUUCCUUGUUGAAAGGGCAAGGUUACAGUUCAAUGUUGAAUACCAUGCAUUUAAGUUUCUGUUUUGUAACUUGUAUGUGCCUAGAAGGAUUUAGAUAUAAUAUUGGAUUACUAUUUCUCAUGACCAGACAAUGUUCAUUGUUCAUCAGCCAUUUAUAAUGCCCCCCUUCGAAGAAGAGGGGGUAUAUUGUUUUGCAUAUGUCCGUCGGUACGUCCGUCGGUUGGUCUGUCCACCAGAUGGUUUCCGGAUGAUAAAUCAAGAACGCUCAGGCCUAGGAUCAUGAAACUUCAUAGGUACAUUGAUCAUGACUGGUAGAUGACCCCUUUCGAUUUUCAGGUUACUGGGUCAAAGGUCAAGGUCACAGUGACUCAAAAUAGUAAAAUGGUUUCCGGAUGAUAACUCAAGAAUGCUUAGGCCUAGGAUCAUGAAACUUCAUAGGUACAUUGAUCAUGACUGGUAGAUGACCCCUAUUGAUUUUCAGGUCACUAUGUCAAAGGUCAAGGUCACAGUGACUCGAAAUAGUAAAAUGGUUUCCGAAUGAUAACUCAAGAAUGCUUACGCCUAGUGUCUUUUAAAAUUCUUAUCACUCCUAAGUGAAAAGUCAAGAUCACAGAUCAAGGACACGCGUGCACAACCUUUGCUCUGUGUAAUGCCUAGAAGGUAUCUAGGUAAUAUUAUUAUUCCCCGCCAUAGGCGGAGGGAUAUUGUUUUGGCGUUGUCCGCCCGUCUUUCCGUCCGUCCGGAGCCAUAUCUUGGAAGUGCUUUGGCGGAUUUCAUUGAAACUUGGUAUGAGUAUGUAUAUGGAUAAGAGAAUGAUGUACGCCAAAUGGCAUUGUAGACCCAUCAGUUAAUAACAGAGUUAUGGCCCUUUGUAUCUUGAAAAAAUGCUUUUUUGUGUGUCCGAAAUUAUCCCCCGCCAUAGGCGGAGGGAUAUUGUUUUGGCGUUGUCCUUUUGUUCGUCCGUCUUUCCGUCCGUCCGGAGCCAUAUCUUGGAAGUGCUUUGGCGGAUUUCAUUGAAACUUUGUAUGAGUAUGUAUAUGGAUAAGAGAAUGAUGCACACCAAAUGGCAUUGUACACCAUCAGUUAAUAACAGAGUUAUGGCCCUUUGUAUCUUGAAAAAAUGCUUUUUUUGUGUGUCCGGAGCCAUAUCUUGAAAGUGCUUUGGCGGAUUUCAUUGAAACUUGGUGUGAGUAUAUAUAUAGAUAAGAGCAUGAUGCACGCCGAAUUGCAUUGUACACAAUCAGUUAAUAACAGAGUUAUGGCCCUUUGUAUCUUGAAAAAAUGCUUUUUGCGUGUGUCCGGAGCCAUAUGUUGGAAGCGCUUUGACGGAUUUCAUUGAAACUAUAUAUAUAGAGCAUGAUGCACGCCAAAUUGCAUUGUACACCAUCUGUUAAUAACGGAGUUAUGGCCCUUGGUAUCUUGAAAAAAUUCUUUUUUGAGUGUCAAAUAUAAUACUUUAGUGUCCAGAAGCAUAUUGGCGGGGGAUAUCAAUUCAACGAAUUUGCUUGUUAGUUAUUAUUAUUGCCAUGAUAACCAAAGUAUGUGUCAUGUACAGCUCAUAGGCUCCUGAUACAAAUUCAAGGUCAGAAGCCAAUAUCUUUAUCUUUUGCUUUAAAUAGUGAAAUAAUGACUUUUCAACACUUUUGUAUACUGUUCAUUAUUAGUUAAUCAAGUCUUUCCCAUUUCUCACCCCCCUUGAUAAACAUUCACUUCAUGGGCAUAUGUCACAUCCUUGAUUAACCUUGUUAACAUUUUAUAAAAAAAAUAACACAUACAUAGCAAGUACAUGUACAUUAAUCAUACAAGAUAGUUAUAUUUUAUGUUAGGCCCUUGCUCAGCCAAACUUAUUAACAUACUACCCUUGCUAAAGAUGUUUGAGAUUGGGGUAUUAGAGUCACUCUUCGGUCAGGAGGUUUGUCCAGGUUUGGCCGCAUUACAUUUUACAAGUUUUCCACAUGUCUGUAAUCAUCAAAUUGAAUCUCCAAUGCGUGUUGAUGUAUCCACAGAGAUAUUUGCUCUUGAACAUAGCUGACAAUGCAGUGUGGUAUUAGUAAGCGUGUUUGUAUGAGAGUUCUAGUUAUCAUUGCUUUUGGUAAAUGAUAUUUUCCUCAACAACAAAUACAGUGUGUUAGCCAUUGAAAAGACAUUUUGUGCUGAUUGAAUAUCAUCAUUAAAGCGAGUAAAUACAA